AAUAUCCGUUUUGAACAAAACUUGAGGAAGUGAAAUAUCCUAAUGAUGUGGUCUGGAGGAACUACACGUCUUCUUAGAGCCUUCAGCACAUUUGAGUCUGACAGGAAAGAUUAGAACAGUUUUCGAGCAGGUGUCGGACAAAACUAAAUUUAUUUCCAAAUUUAUACUCACUGAUGGUCCCACAGCAGGAAAAUGGCUGAAGCUGAAGUUCUUCAUAAUAUUAAGUUCAAAGGAGCGAGGGGAAACACAGAUGUGGCCACACCCUCUGCAGAUGAACCCACUUAUUGCAACGUCCAUUACUCAAAAGCUCAGCGACCUGGCUCCAAACAACCUGCAGCAUCAAACAGGCGAUCAGGGGUCACAUCGGAGCGAGUGGCCCUGCUGGUCCUCAGUGUUCUCCUGGCAGCUGCCGUCACAGCUCUUGGUGUAACCCUUUAUGAAAAUACUCAAACCAUGAAGAGUCUCCAAAAGCUUCAAGAUGAGGCAAAAAAUCUCACAGAUGAAGCAUGUCCGAGGUGCGAGGACGGCUGGGAGCCACAUGGAGGAAAGUGCUACUUCUUCUCCUCGGUUACUUUAACCUGGAAUCAGAGUAGAACAGAAUGCACAUCAAUGAGAGGAGACCUGGUUGUGAUAAACAACAAAGAGGAGCAGGAAUUCCUGGAGUGUAGAUUGAGAGGAAAAAUGGACAAUCCUGAGGACAAGUUCUGGAUCGGACUGACAGACUCAAAGAACGAGGGUGAAUGGCUUUGGGUGGACGACACACGACUGGAUCCAAGUUUGACGUUUUGGCGGCACAGAGAGCCAGACAACAAGAUAUGGGAUAAUCCUGAUGGAGAGGACUGUGUGAGGAUGGGGGUGAAAAACAGAGCCAAGGACCUGAAAUCCUGGUUCGAUAAAUCCUGCGAAUCGCCUCAUAAAAGUAUUUGUGAGAAACCAGAAAAAGCAUGUCCCUGAAAUCCAGUUGGAUCAGAUUGAGCUCGAGUCCUCAGCCACUUUCACAAACUGAGGCAUGAUGCUUUAUUAAUGAAGAUCUUCUCCAGACAUAAACAACUUUGAAUAAUAUCUAGAGUCUCAUAUGUUCUUCAGUUUCCUUGUCAUUUUAAAGUGACGUCAACUCCUCCCUCAUAUAAAAUCUAUGUAUAUUAAAAAUUAUAUAUAAUAUA
Hippoglossus stenolepis (Pacific halibut) is the source of this 1163-nucleotide messenger RNA. Its product is annotated as hepatic lectin. The record is from RefSeq and is a predicted model, not a curated record. The transcript has 7 exons. NCBI's taxonomy places the organism in Eukaryota, Metazoa, Chordata, Actinopteri, Pleuronectiformes, Pleuronectidae. The coding region runs from base 193 to 954 and encodes 253 amino acids.